This is a messenger RNA of Cynocephalus volans (Philippine flying lemur), 294 nucleotides long. RefSeq names its product Frey regulator of sperm-oocyte fusion 1 (gene FREY1). Gene Ontology annotation, biological process: sperm-egg recognition; fusion of sperm to egg plasma membrane involved in single fertilization. NCBI's taxonomy places the organism in Eukaryota, Metazoa, Chordata, Mammalia, Dermoptera, Cynocephalidae. The transcript has 3 exons. The record is from RefSeq and is a predicted model, not a curated record. Bases 1 to 294 code for a protein of 97 amino acids. Gene Ontology annotation, cellular component: endoplasmic reticulum membrane.
AUGGUUCUCGCCAUGCUGGGGGCUCUGCAACCCAGGGCCAGCCUCAGCCUCUUCCUCCUCUGCCUUGUCCUGGCAGCCACACUCCUUCACCCGCAGCCCCUGAGGUCUCAGCGCUCUGUUCCUGAGGAAUUUUCGGCCUCCCUGCAAGUCCCACAGCCACUUUCCGGCCUGAUGGAUGACUAUGGGGUCCGCCCCAAGCACCCACGGCCACGGGGGCCCCGACCCCUCCUCUCCCAGGCCCAGCAGCGCAAGCGGGAUGGACCAGACAUGGCCGAGUAUUACUACGACACAUAG